CCGAGGGAGCGCCGCGGGAGGGGCUGACGAUCCCUCCAGUCAGUGACCCAUGGGAUCCUCCCGUGCCGCCCCUGCCGGGCUGUGACCCCGCGGGAGGCGGCGCGCAGGCGCGGGUGAUGGCGCCGCCGGGCCUGGGGCGGGUGCCCGCGCUGCUGCUCGCCGCCGCCGCCGCCGGUCUGUGCGGCGGGACCGGCCCCGAGGCGCGCGCCCGGCUCAGCCUGGGCGGAGGCUGCUGGGAAGUCCGCAACGGUAACGGCAGCGUGCGCGCCCCCGCCACGGUUCCCGGGAACGUGCACAGCGCGCUGCUCGGCGCAGGCGGCAUCCGGGAUCCUUACUACAGGUUUAACGAUGAAGCCUACAGAUGGAUUGCUUUGGACAACUGGACCUACAGUCGGACUUUCACGCUUCCUCCCGACCUGAGGAAGUGGAAGAGAGUAAGUUUGGUCUGUGAUGGGCUUGACACUGCUGCCUCAAUCCUUAUCAAUAAUGUCACAGUUGGAACAUCCAGUAACAUGUUUCGUAGAUAUACCUUUGACUGUACUGAUGUGGUCCAAGAACGAAACUACAUUGAGGUGCGCUUUUUAUCAGCAAUUUCAUAUGCAGCACAGCAGAAUGCUCGACACAGCAAGUACUCAGUGCCCCCCAACUGCCCUCCACCUCAGCAAAAAGGAGAAUGUCACGUCAACUUCAUCAGAAAGGAACAGUGCUCUUUCAGCUGGGACUGGGGCCCGUCCUUUCCUACACAAGGCAUUUGGAAAGAUAUACGGAUUGAGGUGUACAACAUCUGCCACUUGACAUAUCUCACAGCAACCUCUGUUUAUGAUGAGGCAAGACAGAAGUGGUCCGUGGAAAUAGAGAGUUUUUACGAUGUUGUUUCCUCUAAGCCAGUUGAAGGUGAAUUGACUGCCAACAUUCCAACUCUACACACACAUCAAACCUACAAAAUACUUCUUGAUAAGGGAGAAGGCAGCAGCAGUAAAGUCAGACUGAACAUUAAUCAGAAUGCUUCCAUUGAUCCUUGGUGGCCUCACGGUUAUGGCAAUCAGACUGGUUACAAAAUGACUGUAACUGUCACUGUCGAAGGAGAACAUCAUAUUGAAAAGUCCAUUAUGGUAUAUUUCAGGACUGUGGAGCUGAUGCAAGAACCUGUACCGGGAUCUCCUGGAUUAAGCUUUUAUUUUAAAAUAAACGGGCUCCCAAUAUUCAUCAAAGGUUCAAACUGGAUUCCUGCAGAUGCUUUUUUGGACAGAGUGACACUUGAUGUAUUGCGGAACUUGUUGCAGUCUACAGUUGAUGCCAAUAUGAACACAUUAAGGGUAUGGGGAGGAGGUGUUUACGAACAAGAUGAAUUUUAUGAACUGUGUGAUGAAUUGGGGAUUAUGAUUUGGCAAGAUUUCAUGUUUGCUUGUGCACUUUAUCCAACCGACAAAAGUUUUGUUGAUUCAGUCAAGGCAGAAGUUAUUCACCAGAUCCGGCGAUUAAAAUCCCAUCCCUCCAUCAUAAUCUGGAGUGGAAAUAAUGAAAACGAGGCUGCACUUGCGUCAAACUGGUUCCACAUUUCACCGUCAAACAUGACACUGUACUUGGACGACUAUGUACAACUGUAUGUCAAUACUGUUAGAGAAACAGUACUUCAGGAGGAUAGAAACCGCCCGUAUAUCACCUCGAGUCCCACCAAUGGGAAGGAAUCCAUUCAGGAGCAUUGGGUUGCCAAGAACCCAUAUGACGACCACUAUGGUGAUGUUCACUAUUAUAAUUACUACAAAGACUGCUGGGACUGGACACAUUUUCCAAAGCCAAGAUUUGCAUCUGAAUAUGGCUUCCAGUCUUGGCCCUCGUUCUCUACACUGGAGAGGGUUUCUUCUGCUGAAGACUGGAAUUUCAAUAGUUCCUUCGUUAAUCACCGACAGCAUCUAACUGCUGGCAACGAGGUACUGCUGAACCAAAUCCAGCUUCACUUUAAACUUCCUCAGGCAAAGGAUCCCCUGCAAAACUUCAGAAAUACACUUUACCUUUCUCAGGUGAUGCAAGCACAGUGUAUAAAAGUGCAGACUGAAUUCUAUCGGCGGAGUCAGAGUGAAGUCAUUGAUGGGAAAGGUUUGACAAUGGGUGCAUUGUACUGGCAGCUCAAUGACAUCUGGCAAGCCCCCUCCUGGUCUUCCAUUGAGUACGGUGGUAAAUGGAAGAUGCUUCACUACUUCGCACAGGAUUUCUUUGCUCCUGUUUUGCCAGUAGCUUUCGAAGACCGUGGGACACUGAUGAUCUACGGAAUUUCCGAUCUAUUGAAAGACCUUCAACUUGUUCUUCAGGUUCGGCUGUACCAGUGGAGCCUCAUGGAGCCGGCGUGUGUUUUCCACACUGAAUCCUUUUCACUGAAGGCAAGGAGUGCAGCCCCGGUGUACAAGGAGGUGACCAGUGAUCUGCUGAAACACUGUGGUUGCAGCCGAGUUCACUGUGUGGUGAUCUUCUCCCUCGAGCUGAACAGCCAGCGGCUGGGACCCGCGAAUUACUACCUGCUCUCAUCGCUAAAGGAUGCUCAGACGCUGAGGAAGCCCCAAAUUAAUGCCACUGUCAGCCAGCGAGGGGACACUUACAUGAUCUCUCUGCGGACCACCAGUAUUGCCCCCUACGUCUGGUUGGAUGUCGGGAACGUCUCGGGGCGCUUCAGUGAGAAUGGCUUCCUGAUGUGGGAAGAGAACAAGCUGCUGACCUUCAUCCCGUGGCGUUCCACCAACAUCUCCGAACUGAGCCGCUCUCUGACCAUCCACACCCUCCAGGACAUAUACUGACCCUUCUCCUCUGAAGGCAGAUUGUCCGAUCAGCUGAAUGAACAUCCCUGUCUGUGUGAGUAAUGGUCACCACCCUCAGGACACUGCGGUUAACAGGCACAAAUAUCAGUUGAAAUUGGUGAGUACUAGAGAGUGAAGGCCAUCAACACCAAGGUGGCCUGUUGAAGUUUCAUUCACAAACAUGGUGUAUUUAAACCAAAGACAAAUCAGGAAGUCAGGACUGAAAUUUUCAACUCAGGAUCUUUUCAUAAUGUUAAUAAUUUGGAUUUGACUCCUGCCGGAAUAAAAAAAAUGUGCCCUUCCUGCCAAGGAAGUGGUUGAAUUUCCUUUUGGCAAUAUUAUCAGCACUGUACUUCCCCGAUGUAAUUUUGUGCUCACUUUUGUCCCAUUGAUUAAAGCCCAUUACAGAAAUAUUACUGAUCUUUUUACAAAUCUGUGCUUCAGUUGGAGAUUUGUUCCUGUGUGGCCCCUCUGCAUGGGUGAACUAAUGCGACUCCAACGUCAACAGCUCUUACACCUCAUGACCUUUCAGAUUAAACUAAUUGUUUAAAAGGCAAUAUAUAAUUUUAAAAUAUUGUGGAAGAAUUUGUUUUCUUAUAUUAACAUUGUUCUGCAAAUCUGAUUUGAUCUCAAGGAUGCACUGAUUAAAUUUAUGUAUAUUGAGCAUUACGGUGUAUCGAA
Molecule: messenger RNA, 3470 nt
Organism: Pristis pectinata (smalltooth sawfish)
Lineage: Eukaryota; Metazoa; Chordata; Chondrichthyes; Rhinopristiformes; Pristidae
Gene: manba
Product: mannosidase, beta A, lysosomal
Exons: 17
Coding region: 117-2789 (890 amino acids)
Biological process (GO): glycoprotein catabolic process; carbohydrate metabolic process
Molecular function (GO): beta-mannosidase activity
Source: RefSeq, a predicted model, not a curated record